This is a messenger RNA of Ficedula albicollis (Collared flycatcher), 786 nucleotides long. RefSeq names its product activation-induced cytidine deaminase (gene AICDA). Gene Ontology annotation, cellular component: cytoplasm; nucleus; P-body. Lineage: Eukaryota; Metazoa; Chordata; Aves; Passeriformes; Muscicapidae. Gene Ontology annotation, biological process: cytidine to uridine editing; DNA cytosine deamination; negative regulation of single stranded viral RNA replication via double stranded DNA intermediate. The record is from RefSeq and is a predicted model, not a curated record. Gene Ontology annotation, molecular function: zinc ion binding; RNA binding; cytidine deaminase activity. Bases 1 to 786 code for a protein of 261 amino acids. The transcript is spliced from 9 exons.
AUGGGGGACUCUGACCAGCAUCUUCAUGUGCAAGAAGUCAAGUCUGCAUUUAGAUGCUAUUUCUUGGCCAUGCUGGCUGCCAGCAUCUUGGCUUUUCUUGGGACUUUCUUCACAGCCAGAGCUAAUCAGGGCUCCUUGGAAGUGCCAAUUGGGGGCCAGUUGUGGCACAUACCAGGAAUAGACACAGGUGAGGAGCACAUCCUCAUGCAGAGGAGACUCUUCCUCUACAACUUCAGGAACCUGCGCAAGGCCAAGGGCCGGCGCGAGACCUACCUCUGCUAUGUUGUGAAGCGCCGGGACAGCGCCACCUCGUGCUCCCUGGAUUUUGGAUACCUGCGCAACCAGAUGGGCUGUCACGUCGAGGUGCUCUUCCUGCGCUACAUCGCAGCCUGGGACCUGGACCCGGGCCGCUGCUACCGAAUCACCUGGUUCACCUCCUGGAGCCCCUGCUACGACUGCGCCCAGCACAUCGCCAGCUUCCUGCGCUCCUACCCCAACCUGACCCUGCGCAUCUUCAUGGCCCGCCUCUACUUCUGCGAGGACCGCAAGGCAGAGCCCGAGGGGCUGAGACGCCUGCACAAGGCGGGGGCACAGAUCGCCAUCAUGACCUUCAAAGAUUACUUCUACUGCUGGAACACGUUUGUGGAGAACAGGGAACAGGCAUUCAAAGGCUGGGAAGGGCUGCAUGAAAACUCUGUCCAUCUUGCCAGGAAACUUCGACGAAUCCUCCUGCCGCUGUAUGAAGUAGAUGAUUUACGAGAUGCUUUUAAACUUCUGGGACUUUGA